Molecule: messenger RNA, 1229 nt
Organism: Antrostomus carolinensis (chuck-will's-widow)
Lineage: Eukaryota; Metazoa; Chordata; Aves; Caprimulgiformes; Caprimulgidae
Gene: EDA
Product: ectodysplasin A
Exons: 7
Coding region: 1-738 (245 amino acids)
Biological process (GO): immune response; animal organ development
Cellular component (GO): membrane
Molecular function (GO): death receptor binding; tumor necrosis factor receptor binding; death receptor agonist activity
Source: RefSeq, a predicted model, not a curated record
AUGGACUUCCCUGGGUCUGGGCUCUGGUUUGACCAUGAACACGAGCAGGCAACAUGUGGAAAGGAGGUGGGAGGUCCAAGUUCAGUUAAAAACAAGAAAAAGGGUAAAAAGGCUGGUCCUCCAGGGCCCAACGGUCCCCAAGGGCCACCAGGUCCUCCUGGGCCGCAGGGACCCCCUGGUAUUCCCGGCAUCCCAGGGAUUCCCGGCACAACCGUCAUGGGACCACCCGGCCCUCCUGGCCCACCGGGUCCUCAGGGACCACCCGGACUGCAGGGCCCCUCAGGUGCCACAGACAAAGCCGGCUCCAGAGACACCCAGCCAGCUGUGGUCCACCUUCAAGGCCAAGGCUCAGCCAUCCAAGUGAAGAAUGGUGGAGUCCUCAAUGACUGGUCUCGCAUCACUAUGAACCCCAAGGUGUUUAAGCUGCAUGCCCGCAGUGGGGAGCUGGAGGUACUGGUGGACGGCACAUACUUCAUCUAUAGUCAGGUAUACUACAUAAACUUCACAGAUUUUGCCAGCUAUGAGGUGGUGGUGGAUGAAAAGCCCUUUCUGCAAUGCACUCGGAGUAUUGAGACCGGCAAGACCAACUUCAAUACCUGCUAUACAGCUGGGGUCUGCCUCCUCAAAGCCAGGCAGAAGAUCGCUGUGAAAAUGGUCCAUGCUGACAUCUCCAUCAACAUGAGCAAGCACACAACAUUCUUUGGGGCCAUACGCUUAGGAGAUGCCCCAGCAUCCUAGAUGAACUUGGCACGUCCAAGGAUAACUCACAGAACUGCACAGUGCUGCUGUUCAUAAGCGUAUCAGUAUUUCAGGGGGUUCUGUAAUCCGGCCAUAAAGAAAACUGAUCCAGAGCUAUUUAUUCCUAUAUGUGAAUGCAGGAAGCACAAUUGUCUUCUGUGACUUGCAUGGAGACUCGGAUCGAAAAAGCUAGUUGACAAAGCGUGGUGAGGAAGCAAAGGCUGUUGUGUCUGCCUUGUCUCAGUAUUUCAAGUAUUACUGCACUGAUACUCGGCUCUGUGAUGGUCACACGAGGCUUGCUGAGAGCGGGGUGGGUCUCUGCUUUGAUGUUGCACUAGCAAGAGCAUCCCAGGCAGUAGCGGGAGAAAACAAAUGUCCAAAUUGUCCUAUCCAGGUACUCCUGCUUCUGCACGCUAACGAAAGCAAGAAAAAAGGGGUUUUUCUGGUUUUCUGCCUUCCCAGUUUGAACUGGAAGGGGCACGGGGUGCGAA